UUCCGGUUUGUUGGUUCUUUUUAUAUUGGUUAUUUUUUAGUUGUCUUUUGCAGAGGUCAUUUUUCCCCAUCAAAGGAGAUCAAAACUAGACAACUGUCCAGUUUAUAUUCUGUGCGUAGCUAGGAUGAUAAUAAUCAUAACUGCGUUAUCGAGGAGUAUCACACAUUUAUCAAUCCGUUGAGGAAAAUGUUCGUUUUACAAUUGACGAGAUAGAAGCUAAAUAUAUUUGAAUCUAUCCUGCAUCAUUAGAUGAAAGCUUUAUUCAUUUAAAAAGUACAGUUUUGAAACCAAACAAUCCAAAUUUCUGAGAGGUCGAACCAAAAGCAGAAGGGAUACUUCGAAAUGGCAUUUUCUGAAAACAACAGCACGGCAUAUUUCAGCAAAACUGUUUAAUAUUUUAUCAGUGAAAACUGGUUGAAAUUAUACUACUUGGAAGUUGAGGAAAUACUAGAUCGGUCUGACAAAAUGCAUACAACAACACGGUACUAUUUUUUUUAAAGGAUAAAUCUUUUUCCUCACAAGUUAUUGUAUAUUAUUGUCCAAAUCUACGGAGGUCUAUAAAUAUAAAGCUCAAUUUUUCGUAAAGUGUAGAGAGCAAUUUAAAAGAAUAGGCUGGUAAUGUCUGCCCUUGAAAAUAGCUAUAGAGCAGUUCUGAAAUUAUGUAUGAUGUCCUUGAGUAUUUAUAAAUAUGUGAUGUACUUUGCAUCGUGAAGGUCGGUUUUUACUUCGCAAAGAAACACCUCAGGGAUUUAUCAAUGCAAAUACAAUACUCUACGAAGAACAUCUUAACGGUACUUAUCAAUGAUGAGCCCCUUUUAGCCUAACAAGGGCAUAUCUAGACGCCAUUCUUGUUUAUGAAUAGGUAUGCAAACAUUGGUAAAACAGAACAGUAACAGUGUUUCUUCUGAGGCUUGAACUUGGAAUCUGAUCGUUGCAAAAUUAUUUUGCCAAUUGGUUUCUUUGGUUUUUGUAACAAAACUCCAAAUAAUACAUAAAGAGAAUAUACCUAAACAGCACAAACUGUUUACUUAUGAAUACAUAUUGUAGUAUAUAAAACAAUAUAUUUUAAGUAAAUUCUAAACAUUAGUUUGCAGAAAACAAAAGUGAAUGAAAAAGGCUUGGUAUCACUUUACUUGACAGGGCACAAAUACAUAGUAGUAACUUAGUUACUACAGAAGUAUAAAUCAUGUAGAAAUAUAGUAACUAGUUGAGAAAAAGGAUGGGUCAUGAUUCAUUAAUGAUGAACAAACAUAAGAUCAGUAUUUCACUUGUUAUUCAUUUAGUAGCUCCUUCAGUAAUUCACUAAGUCAUACAGAAUUAGAUAUAGUAAUAAAUACAGUAAUUGCUUGACAUAAAAGAUGUCAUGAUUCAUUAAUGAUGAUUGAACAUAAGAUCAGUAUGUAAUUAAGACUUAAUUUGUGGUUAAUUAAUACCUAAGUAAUAGCAUAAUAUUACAUCAUCUGUGCCCCCUCAAGUAAAGUGUUACUAAAGGUUUGUAUUAAAAAAAUCCACUCAGGAUACUCUUCCAAAGGCCUGAUUCUAGGGGUGUCCCAGAGAGUUUAGUCUACUGGAAGAGGCCUGUAUUCCAUUCCCAGAGGAAAAAGAACGGACAUCAUCAGCGGGCAAACUGCCUGCAGUGGAGGGAGACGCAGCGUGAAUAUCAGCGUGAUGGAUCCUGAGGUAUCAGUGCUUCUACACUGCACACCUUGGAAAGGCUUGAGAGAAGGACAAGUACGAGUGGAGCUCUCCACCAGACUUUCUUUCCCAAUGGCUCACAGGUACAACCGCCAUUGCCUGCCAGGGCUCGAGCGGCAGAUUGAGGAGGUAUGGAGAGAGCGAGUCACCCGUGAGCCCUGGCUGUUCAACGGGGCUAAAUUCAGGCUGCAUUCAGCCACUUUUACACCCAAGCUCCAGAACAAACCUGAAUCAGAUGUCCACAGCACGCUCUGUCUGCCACCGGGUCAAGCUGGAUGCAACGGGCCACAAAAGUGGGUCAGUGGUGCCGAAGGGGGAGGGGCAGCACAACAAAGAGGCAAGACUGGGCCAGACCAGACACAAAGAACCACUGAAAAUACAAAUGGGGCAGGAGCAUGCAAAUGUAGAGACAAGAAGACAGUAGAUGUGCUGAACAGCGUGAGCUUGCAUGCGUACACAUGGACACAUGGCGCGGUAAUGCAUUCGACAAAUGUCGGUGAAGCCCAGAGGGAAUCAUCACAUUGUCCCGGCACGCUAAGAGAUGUGGGGAGCCACAAACGCCCCGUUCUCACCCUGCACCUUGGCCUCACCUGCUACAAGGACUUCCUGGGGACCAACUGGUCCAAGAAUGUUGGGGACCUUGUGAGACGGGGAACAAACCAAUUUGGGGACCCAAGUUCUUUACUGGCCCAGCCCUUGGGGGUUGGCGCGGUUCUGCGGACCUCUGACAAUCUGGUGGUGUUUCUCAGAAGGAGCCAAAAAGUGGCAGAAGCAUCGGGACUUCUGGACAUUCCAGGAGGACAUCCAGAACCUAAGGCUGUGUGCAUGGGGGUCAACGAGGAUAGCAUCCGGGUGGAACAGUUGCCACAGGAGGCUGUAGUCAGAGAGCUCUUCUCCUCUGUUCAGGCCGAGAUCCGGGAUGAGGUGAACAUUCCCCUCAGCUGCCUCAGCGCGCCUAUCCUCAUGGGCAUCGCCCUUAAUCACACCAGUGCCGGCCGACCCAGCGCCGAGUUCUACAUUAGCUGCUCCCUCACUGCCCAGGAAGUGAAGGAUUUCUACUUGCAAGGUGGCCCAGAAGCCAGCGAGUCCACGGAUAUCGUCUUUCUCAGUAGACAGGAGGUGCUGCAGUUGAACGAGGGCGCCCCCCUGUGGUCUGAUCUGUGUCCAUCUGCAAAAGGAGCAGUGGUGCUGUAUCGCCUUGUUCUUCCUGACCAGGACUGACUGGCAGUAGAGGGUGGCAGCAGAGCCAAGAUGUGAAAAACAGUUAAUAGGUUUAAAUAAGUGCAAAAUCAAGCACAGAAACUCAGGACAAAUGCAGUAAAGAGAAAUGGAUAUAUGAUCUCAUUACAUCAUAAGUUAUAAAUGUGUGCUGUACAUAUUCUUUUCAUUAAUAAUGAGUGUAUAUAUUGUUUAAAGCAAACAACACAUGGAUUUAAAUAUAUUUUUGUACAUUUUCUUCA
This is a messenger RNA of Paramormyrops kingsleyae, 3155 nucleotides long. RefSeq names its product nudix (nucleoside diphosphate linked moiety X)-type motif 22 (gene nudt22). The record is from RefSeq and is a predicted model, not a curated record. Lineage: Eukaryota; Metazoa; Chordata; Actinopteri; Osteoglossiformes; Mormyridae. Gene Ontology annotation, molecular function: GDP-mannose hydrolase activity.